Molecule: messenger RNA, 1926 nt
Organism: Tauraco erythrolophus (red-crested turaco)
Lineage: Eukaryota; Metazoa; Chordata; Aves; Musophagiformes; Musophagidae
Source: RefSeq, a predicted model, not a curated record
GCGGUGGGAACUUCACCGGAUUGCCAUGACUGCGAUGACCAGGAACCACGGGAGCCGUUGAACUCGAUUGAGAAGGAAGCCGAAGCCGACUUGGCCAACCAUCAGCCCAGCAAGGAACAACGGAAGAACGACUGCAAGAAAGGCAAGAAAUACUCCCGCCUCUCCUGCUUGCGUCGCCGCCGUCACCCCCAGAACGUGGAUGAGAGUGACCUGAGCGAGGGCUUUGACUCCGACUCCAGCCAGGGCUCCAUAAAGGGCAGCGACGGCUCAGAAAGUGGCUCAGAGAAGAGUGACGAGGAAGCUGAAGCUGCUUUUGAUGUGGAAACGGACUCUGACAUGAACAGCCAAGAAUCUCGGUCUGACUUGGAGGACAUGGAGGAUGAGCCGGGUGAGGAGGGAAGCAGCCAAGGCAAAAGCGGCCCCAAAGAGGCCUUAAAAAACUGUGUGGAUGGCAGUGGGCUGGGGGACUCCAAGAGCCCCAGCAUCUCUAAAAUUGAGGCUCCGGAUCCAGUGGUCAACGGGCCAGCGUCCCUGAGCGCUAACGACGCAAGCAUAGCCAGUAAUCUCCAGGCCAUGUCCACCCAGCUGUUCCAGACCAAACGCUGCUUUCGCUUAGCUCCCACUUUCAGCAACAUCCUUCUGAAACCCAGCAGCGAGCCGCCCAUCCUGAAGGAUGGAAUGGAAAGCAAGCCGUGUGUCAACGGAGAUCUGGAGAAGUCCAGCUUGGCAGAGCAAGAUGAUACGUCUGACUCUGAGGAAAGCAUUUCAAGUAACAAAUCCUGCAGGAAUGAGCGAUCCCUUCAGGAGAAGCUAGAGAUUGUGACCAACGAAGGGCUGCUUCUCACUGUCAAGGUGUUCCUGGACUGGCUGAGGACGAACACAGACCUCAUCAUCAUGUGUGCUCAGAGCUCUCAGAGCCUGUGGAACAGGCUGUCUGUGCUCCUGAACCUUCUGCCUUCUGCUGCAAACCUGCAGGAAUCAGGGCUGGCCCUGUGUAACGAAGUCAAGGAUGUUCUGAGUGGUGCUGAGCUCCCAGACCUGAAAGCCAACUUGCUGCUCCCGGAAGAUGUGGCCCUGCGAAACCUUCCUCCUCUCAAAAAUGCACACAAGAGGUUUAACUUUGAGCAGGACCGGCCCAUUUUCUCAGCAGUGGAGGAGUCUGUUGUUCGAAUUUGCUGCAUUCGGAGCUUCGGUCACUUCAUUACCCACUUGCAAGGCAGCAUCCUGCAGUUCAACUCCGAGCUCGGGAUCUUCAUCAGCAUAGCACAGUCGGAGCAAGACAACCUGCUGCACCAAGCCCAAGCCCAGUUUCACAUGGCUGCAGAGGAAGCUCGUCGGAACAGGCUAAUGAGAGAUAUGGCUCAGCUUCGGCUGCAGCUGGAGGUUUCUCAGCUGGAGGGAAGUCUCCAGCAGCCCAAAGCGCAGUCAGCCAUGUCUCCGUAUCUCGUCCCGGACACCCAGGCCCUCUGCCAGCACCUGGCUGUUGUCAAGCAGCUGGCGACCAGCGGGAGGUUCAUCAUCAUCAUCCCCCGAACAGUGAUUGAUGGCUUAGACUUCCUGAAAAAGGAGAACGCAGGUGCCCGGGACAGCAUCCGGUAUCUGGAGGCAGAAUUUAAAAAGGGAAACAGGUACAUCCGUUGCCAGAAGGAUGUUGGGAAGAGCUUUGAGAGGCACAAAUUGAAGAGACAAGACUUGGAUGCCUGGAAUCUCUAUAAAAUCCUGGACAGCUGCAAACAGCUGACAGUCCCCCAGGGAAGCGGAGAGGACGACACCACGGGAAUGGUCACCAUCGUCACGGGCUUCCAGCUGGAGGACCCGAGCACGUUCUCAGCACCCAUGCAGUCUGCCAUCCAGGCAGCCACCAACGCCAGCGUAGAAAUCAAAAACAUCCUGGAGUUCUACAAGCAGUGGAAGGAGAUGGGCUGA